Halichondria panicea is the source of this 1245-nucleotide messenger RNA. RefSeq names its product exportin-5-like. Gene Ontology annotation, molecular function: RNA binding; nuclear export signal receptor activity; small GTPase binding. The coding region runs from base 80 to 1213 and encodes 377 amino acids. Gene Ontology annotation, biological process: RNA export from nucleus; protein export from nucleus. Gene Ontology annotation, cellular component: cytoplasm; nucleus; RNA nuclear export complex. The record is from RefSeq and is a predicted model, not a curated record. The transcript has 9 exons. Lineage: Eukaryota; Metazoa; Porifera; Demospongiae; Suberitida; Halichondriidae.
UAGUGCAUGCCACAGAGUGCGAAUGCUUGAAAAUUAGGAAGUGGGAGGGGCUGAAUGCUGCAAGACCACGAGGUUGAAGAUGGCUGUCCAAUGGUCCUCUGAGCAUGAGAAGCAGGAUGCCUUGUUGCUGCUGUGUCGAGACCUCAUAUCCUGUGUCAACAAGAUCAUGGACCCCUCGUCCAUUCAGGCAGAGAGAGCAGAGUGUAGUCAGAAAGUGGAGCAGUUCAAAGAUGAGAGUCCGUACUGUUUGAGGUGUGGCUUCAUUCUGUCCGAGGAGCACGUCCCUGUCAUCAGGCACUUUGGAUUGCAACUCAUGGAGCAUUUUGUUAAGUAUCGAUGGAGGAGCUUGAGUCUGGAUGAUGGCAGAGAGUUCCAACUGAACCUGCUUCAGUUCCUCUCAAAUAAACUCCUUCCUUAUGAUCAAGAGCCCACUUUCGUUAAGGAGGCUCUGGCUAGGGUCACCGUGGAAACAGCCAAAAAGAUGUGGCCGCAGAGAUGGGAUUCGUUUAUCACUGACUUGGGGACUGUCUCAAAGUGUGGGUCCACCCAGGUGGAGCUGGUGUUGCUAAUAUUUCGUCGUCUGGCUGAGGACAUCCACGGGUACGAGUCUGGCAUGACCUCAGGGCGUAAGAGGGAGAUGGCAGCUGCCCUCAACCAGCAGUCUCAGACAGUCUUCACUUUUCUCAUUAGCAACUUAGAGUCUCCUCUGUCGGAGCCCCUUCGUCAAACUGCCCUGAGCACGAUAGUCAGCUUUGUGGAGUGGGUGGAGUUUCCCACCCUCCUGAUGGAGGACGCCAAGCUCAUUAAGCUCCUCUACAACCUCAUAGGGAUGGAGGAACUUAAGACUGUCGCCUGUGAGUGUCUACUGCCUAUCCUCUCCAGAAAAGGUGAUGUUUGCAAGACAGAGGGAGACAGGACCACGAUUCUCUCAUUGCUUCUCUCCACUGAAGCUCUCAAUGGAAUCAUGGCUGCUUCAAUACUGGCCAACUCGCAAGGUGUGGUGGAGGAGCAAUACGUGUUCCUGAAGAGGGUGUGUCAAGUCCUGGUCCACUUGGGCACCUCUCAGCUGGCACUGCUCUGGACAUACUCUCUGACAUUCAAGCCUCCGGAGGCUCUGGAACUGUACCUCCAGGUUGUGGCUGAGUUCACUAAGCACGACAGCCAGGUAGCUAGCGCUGUCAUUGUGCAUGUAGCAUUAUAUAUUUAUGCCUAGUUACUUUCAUACACUGAAUCUAAGGUGUACAU